UAAAUGGUUUUCGGAUCCGAAUGUGGGUAUUUGAAAAGUUGAAUUAGAUCUGAUCCGUUUAUUUGGUCUUUAGGGUGACGGGUCUAUUUGGUUAUUAAUGAGGCUAUUAAUGCGGUCAGUAAUGGAGAACUCACUCCGUUAGGAAUUUCACCGCUUAGAUUUUUCGACCUGCCUCUCCUUUUUCCUCUCCGUCUCCGUCAUUGCCAUGAGCAGCCGGCGUUACUUCGGUGCUUGCCAGCAGGGUUGCGAACUGUUCCUGUCGCUGUCACCGUCGUGACAUGGCGGGGGUGGUGUGUACGAACUAUGGCUCUUCUGCUUUGCUUAGAUGGCUGAGAGGGCACGUAACCUUCAGCAACUCACCGGAUCCGGUCGGAUUCGGCCACCGGUGUAGAUGGCUGUGGGGAUUUGGCCGGAUUUGACAAGAUUUAUGGGUUUCUGAUUUGACCGUCGGAUUUUCCUUUUUGCUUCGAUUUUUCUUUCUCAAGCUUAUCUACUCAUCAGCUUGAUUUUUUCUCUAUAAAUAGCACCUCUUAUCUUGGUUUUGUUCUUUUUUCUUAUGCUUAUGCUUAUGCUUAUGGUUUUCCCUCUUUACUCUCCUGUUCUGUUAGCUCUUUGUUGUUCUCUUGGUUUUCUGCUACAUCUGGUAGCCUAAGCUGGGUUGACUCUGUUGGUUGACGAGAAUCAAAUAUAGCUUCCAAGUGCUUGAUUAGACUGCUGUUAUGGCGCCGGUAGUUUUUCCAAUUUGUUUUCGUGAAUUGCUCCGUGAUGUAUGCCAAAAAUAUUCUCUAUCGAUGCCGAUGUAUGGUGUCCCGGUUGAGAAUGAAAAAGGUGCAAUAAGAGUUUAUGGUGAGGUCGAGUUAGUUAGAGGAGAUACUGUGACAGAAGCUGUGAGAUGUUGGAGUGCGCCGUGUGCUAAUGUUGAUGAGAGUGAAGAAGAUGCAGCACGACGAUGUGUCGGAAAGCUCCAUGAUGAGUUUAGCUUUGAUGUUAGGGAUUUCAAUUUAGAAGAUAAGAAAUGUUUUGAAGAUUUGUAUGGGCGACUUUCAAUAGAGAAUGAAAUUGUUAAGAAAAAAUAUAAGCGCGUGAAAAAAGACUACAGACUUCUUUGGGGAUACUACAACGAUCUGUUGACCGAGAAGAAGUGGUAUGUUACCGAGCGGAUUGGUCUAAAAAAGAUGAUUGUUGCGUGUGGUGAUCUGCUUGAUCGUCCAAAUGCUGUUGCACUGGAUCAGAAUGGUAACGCUGAUGAUUCUGAAGAGGAUCCUGUGGCGCCACCUGGUUAUGGAACUUUUCGCUCUUGAAUGCAUGAUCCUUUUUUGGGGACCUCUAGCUGUGCGAGUUAUCUUUUUGGGUGUUUUAGUACUUAUACUUCUUCUACGUUUUUUAGUAUAGGGAUAUAUAGAAAGAAGAAAUGU
Molecule: messenger RNA, 1415 nt
Organism: Ananas comosus (pineapple)
Lineage: Eukaryota; Viridiplantae; Streptophyta; Magnoliopsida; Poales; Bromeliaceae
Exons: 4
Coding region: 720-1301 (193 amino acids)
Source: RefSeq, a predicted model, not a curated record